AAUGUACCUCAGGUGUGAGCGGAAUAUCGAGCCAAGCCUUGCCAUGGAGUUUCAACAGUUCAUGACUAUAUCUCCAUUUCUACACGACCUGCAUCCCUAGCUAACAUGGACAUGUCAGAUUUGGAUCUGGUGGCUCAAGCAACGGCGAGAGAAAGGAUACCGGGAGGAUCAGUAUCGGGUUCAAAAGAGUUCACGACAUCUGUACCAGUACUGCCAGUUGAUACUCUAAGCAAUGGUCGGGUGAACGGUAAAGAAUCAUCGGCUCAGAGGAGUGAAGAAGAAAAUGAUGAGACUAUGCGGGCUUUGAGAGAUUUAGGAGACUUGGAGAUCGACGAUGUGGACUUGUCAUCGCUAUCUCCUCAAGAUUUGGAGGUCCUCAGACCGCUUAUCGAGGCUCUGAGGAUAUCUGAUCCCAGUAUGUUACCUCCUGGCCUUGGUAGAGAUGAAGAUGGAGGCCAAGGUGCGGAAGGCGAGGGAGAAGGCGAUCUGGAAAUCGCCAGGAUACUCGCUCAGAUGGAUGCGGCUGAACACGUGGCGGAUGAUCUGGACGGUCGGCUGGAUAAGCUGUUAGCGAACCUAGGCAAGGUCGAAGAGGAGAUCGGUCAGGGGCCAGAGGAUGGCAAGGCCGAAGAGGGUACCAAUGUGGAGGACAAGGAAGAAGCAGAAUCAAAUAAGUAGCAAACACCUACGCAAAUGAGAGGAACACUCAUAGAACGAACCUUUCGAGCAGGGACACCCCUUUUAUCAGAGGACGCACCACUAUGUAACACCCUGUAGCAAU
Kockovaella imperatae is the source of this 781-nucleotide messenger RNA. RefSeq lists its product as hypothetical. Bases 106 to 678 code for a protein of 190 amino acids. The record is from RefSeq and is a predicted model, not a curated record. The transcript is spliced from 2 exons. Lineage: Eukaryota; Fungi; Basidiomycota; Tremellomycetes; Tremellales; Cuniculitremaceae.